This is a messenger RNA of Amphiprion ocellaris (clown anemonefish), 2912 nucleotides long. RefSeq names its product transmembrane 7 superfamily member 3 (gene tm7sf3). The coding region runs from base 172 to 1872 and encodes 566 amino acids. The record is from RefSeq and is a predicted model, not a curated record. The transcript is spliced from 12 exons. Lineage: Eukaryota; Metazoa; Chordata; Actinopteri; Pomacentridae.
CGUCAGAGAGCGGCAGAGGGAGAGAGAGGAGUCAGUCACGCAAAUCCUUUCACUUCACUCAAGCAUGUUGCGUUUUAGUUCGCAGGGACUUCUGCUCCCCAAAAACUGGAGACUGUCAGUUUACAAACGACUGUGCUGACUGCAAGACAGAAGCGUUUAAGUGUGAGCUAAAUGAAGCAGAGGAACAUGUCUGGUUGGGUUGGCUGUCCGUUGCUGCUGCUGCUGUUGGUGUGUCAAGUUCAGACCCAGGCAGAAAACCGGGUGGUUUUCCUGCCGGGGACAUUUCAGAACGUGAGCCUCUCGCAGAAUGAGACGGUGCAGGCCGUUGUGUCCAGGAUCUCUCCAGCGGUCGCUUUCAUCACUCUGCAGUUCCACACGCAGCACCGCAACGCCACACUGUCCUACACAAGGUUGCCAGGUGUGGGUCUGUCUCUGACGGCGGUGGACUCGGGGCUCCUGUCUGCUCUCGAGCCGAGCCAGACGUCCCUCACCUUGUUCCUGUCUUCGCCUGAUGAUGACACUGUGUCUGGCACCGGGGUCAUCCUCCCCUACUCCAGCACUGACCCUGUCCCUGGAGCCUGCAACACAGAGUUCAACCUGGACAUCGACCCAAACAUCUAUAUCCACUACAACCUCUAUGAGACAACGAUCCGUUUUGCACCGGCAAAUUUAGGAUAUGAGAGAGGUGGAACUCCUCCGGCCUGCGACCAAUCGAAAGCAACCAACACUCGCUGGCGGCUGCAGUAUGAUGUCUACCAGUACUUCCUUCCUGAGAACGACCUGUCAGAGCGCAGCUUGUUCAGUGGCAUUCAGGCUGCGGCCGACAUCCAAGGCGUGAUGACGAACGGCAGACGGGUCAUGAUGCUGCUGUCAACAGAUAUGACCAGGGUGGUGUUUAACUCCAUCCCCGGGCAGGGUGUCAUCUACUCGGUCAUCGUCAGAGACCCGCUGUUGAACACGUCGGCCUCCUACGUGCCCGUCCACACCUACGCCUGCAGCUUUACUUCCACUCUGGACGACUGUCACACACUCGGAAAAGUAUCUACCAAAAUCUUCUUCACCAUCGCUGGCUUGGCAGGGCUGUUUGUUUGCUUCUGUGGUCACCGGUUCUUCAAAUGUGAGCUGUUCUGUAUGGGUUUCAGCUUCGCAGCGUUUUUCUUCUUUGUCCUGAUCACUCGGACCACAGACCUGGGCUAUGACAUCCGUCUGGCCCUGUCAGCAGUGGUGGGCGUGGUGGGCGGAGUCGCCCUGGUGAUGAGCUGGUGGCGUUUCGGUUCAGUCAUGGCCUGUGUGGUCGUGGUUGGCCUGAUGCUCGGCUUCCUCAUCGCCUCUGUUGUCCUCUUCACUCCACUAGGUGACCUCGACAUUUUCAGGCGUUCAGAUUUGGUUUUCUGGGUGACGUUCUGCUGCAUUAUGAUCAUCGUUCCGCUCCUCUUCGUGCGUUGGCCCAGAGAGGGGAACAUCAUCACAUGCGGAGUUGUCGGUGCUUACGCUGUGGUUCUGGCCUUCAAUGCGUAUAUUUACACCAGCCUCUCCUACAUCACCCUGAACAUCCUCAAACGCUUACUCAACAACAACUUCAACGCAGCGUUCACAGACGUGCCGUUCCAGACCAUGGACUAUGUCAUGAUCACGGUGUGGGUGGUGCUGGGUGUGUGCGGCAUCGUCCUGCAGCUCUACCGCGAGCGUUCCCGGCCGUUCUUCCCGCCCAGCCCGUACCUCAUGUGGCUGCAGGAGCGAGAGCGUCGCAAGACCAACAUCCUGGACCCGAGCCACCACUUUCCCUCGCUGGCAAACCGCUUCCUGACGCGAGUGCGGCAGCUGACCAAGCGGGCGGAGCCAGCAGGAGAACACACACCACUGCUUCUGUAAACCCGGGACUCUCUAAUCACUGCUGUACGAAGGCGGGCUGCACUCAGAGCCGGACUCAGGACCAGAGGAAAAGACCCCUGUGAAGGAUUUUUGAACCGUGGAGACUCAAGCCGUCAAGGAAUCCAGAAAGACUCUUAUUACCUGGAGAAACAUUGAUCCUCAUUAAUGGUGCUGAGACUUCACUUCAUAUCAGCUGAUCAGUAGAAAUGAAACAUAAAUGACAAUGCAGACCUCAAAUAGAAAGGUUUUUGAUAACUAACACCACUUUUUAUGCGACAUUCUAAUGACAUUUUAACUGUGGUGUAGAACAACUGUCCUCGUUGUCUUUUUUAUGACUACAUUCUAGCUGGUUUGAUGCUUCCUGGUGUUGCUUCUGCUCAUUUUACUGUUUGCACUCAAGUUACAAACCACUAAUAAUGUAAUAAUGUACAAAGUGAGGCAUUUUAUCCCUGCUGACUGGGAUUAUUUCUACCAACACAAGUGUCACAGCAACGUGUUUGAUCUCUACAGUGCAUUAUGAAGCCCAGCUGGUUUUUAAAAAACUCAUCUUUGUAAAAUGGCCAGACUUCUGAGAUACAACACACUGAAUGCUCUCAAACCUAAAAGAUUUAGUUUAUGUGACGAUUUUGAGUCAUGCAGGUCACAAAUAAGCAUUUUUACACAAAAACAUAUUUCCUUUCGUGUUUAACUGUUGACUUGUGUACUCUUGAUUAGACUAAACUUCUAAAUGUUUUGUACUUUGCACACUGGAUUUUAAUGUAUUUAAUUUCUCUUCCUGUAAAGUUGCUGAUUGAUCUGUUUCAACUCGAGUGCCAUGACUUUUCUCAGGGUUUCACACUGAGCCUUUAGACAACUGAUGAAACUUUCUACUUAAAGCCUGUAAAUGUCUGUCAGUGUUGUAUUUAGCUACUGAACUUACUGAUCUUGUGGGUUUCAAAAAACAAUCUAAAACCAUAUAUGUAAAUGUGUUUCAAAAAAGAGGUAAUUUGUAAUAUAACAUCUUUUGAUAUUUAAUAAACGUCUACAGGUAAGACAUGUGA